Tinamus guttatus (white-throated tinamou) is the source of this 1029-nucleotide messenger RNA. RefSeq names its product keratin, type I cytoskeletal 19-like. NCBI's taxonomy places the organism in Eukaryota, Metazoa, Chordata, Aves, Tinamiformes, Tinamidae. The record is from RefSeq and is a predicted model, not a curated record. Gene Ontology annotation, biological process: intermediate filament organization; epithelial cell differentiation. Gene Ontology annotation, cellular component: cytoskeleton. Gene Ontology annotation, molecular function: structural molecule activity.
UGCACGCGGGGCCUCGGCGGCGGCUUCGGCAGGGCGGGAUGCGCCGAGGGGAUCCUCUUCGCUACCAGCGGGAAGGCGACGAUGCAGAACCUCAACGACCGCCUGGCCUCCUACCUGGACAAGGUGCGGCUGCUGGAGGGAGAGAACGCGGACCUGGAGUGCAAGAUCAGGGAGUGGUACGCCAAAGUGGGGCCCAGCUGCGAGCCGCGGGACUACAGCUGUUUCCAUAAGGAAAUCGACGAUCUGCAAAACCAGAUCCUGUGUGCAGCUAUGGAAGCUAACAAAAUCAUUCUGGACAUUGAUAACAACCGUAUGACUGCGGACGACUUCCGUGUGAAGUACGAGACGGAAUGCGGCCUCCGGCAGAACGUGGACACGGAUAUCUGCAACCUCCGCCCUGUGCUGGACCAGCUGGCCAGCUGCAAGACCGACCUGCAGCUGCAGUUUGAGGCCCUGACCGAGGAGAUGUGCUGCCUCAAGACGAACCACGAGGAGGAGAUGAGCUGCCUGAGGAAGCAAGCGACCGGCGACGUGAACGUGGAGGUCAACGCCUGCCCCGGCCCGGACCUCAGGAAGAUCCUGGAGGACCUGAGGUGCCAGUAUGAAACGCUGAUGGAGCGCAACCGCAAGGAGACGGAGCAGUGGUACGCCUGCAAGGUGGAGGAGGUGAACCUGGAGGUCAUCACCAGCAGCCAGGAGAUCGAGUCAAGCAACAAGCAGGUGACAGAGCUGAGGCGCCAGCUGCAGGGCUUGGAAAUCAACGUCCAAGCCCAGCUCAACAUGAAGGAAAACCUGGAAUCGUCCCUGGCCGAGACGGAAUGCCGCUACAACAGGUACCUCGCGGAGCUCCAGGGCCAGAUCUCCUGCGUGGCGGAGAUCCGCGCCGAGAUGGAGUGUCAGAACCAGGAGUACAAGACCCUCCUGGACGUCAAGUGCCGCCUGGAGCAGGAGAUCCAGACCUACCACUGCCUGCUGGAGGGCGGCCAGCAGGACCUCGCGUACGCAGACCGCAGGGAGGCCCGGGCCUAG